UUGCUGUUUGUUUGUUUUUUGCUGGCAGCAAGCCAACAUCAACAACAAGCAAGGACGAGUGAGACGAGUGCUCAGCACCCCACUUGUGUUGGUUGAGAUGCGGCAGUUGAUGGAUGAUGUGGUGCCAGUGACGAGGUGACGAUGCCGCUCUGACAGCGAACCCGGCGCGCUUCGCAUCAACACAGCAGCGACAGCACCAGUGGCGUCGGCAUCACGCACAGCGAAUGAGGAGGGGCUCUAUUUCGGGGAGCGAUGUGGCAUGUAAGCGUGUGCACACGCUCGCCGAGCAGCACCAUCCUCGAACAGCAGCAAGAGCAGCAGCAGCAGCAGCGAGUCGACGUGGUUCCGCGGGGCGUUUGCAGCCCUCACAUCCCAGCAGCUGACAACACCCAGACACCCACCACCACGACCGGGCUUGUCCAAGUGGUGUCAUGUACAACGACGGGAUGCUGACGGCGGUAUGGCGUUCCUUUCCACCGCCUCCCCCGCCGGUCCUCAUCCCGCAACGAACGGUGCAGAUGCGCAAUCAACAACGCUGGGCAUCAAGGGUGACCCUCGAGUGAGUGGGCGAGUGGCGUGGUUGUUGACAACGAGGAUAUCUGACGGCGUCCCGACCAGCCACAACGACCAGCCACAACGACCAGCCACAACGACCAGCCACAACGCUCGAUGUUCCUUGCCACCUCCUGUCAGUCCUCAUCCUGAACACACCCCACAACCAACACUGCUGACGCGCAGCGACCGGCUUUGGGCUUGUUCACCUUAGUUUCAAGUGGUCAAGCGGUGCGCUAGCACCCAAGGGCCUCAUCUACUGCAUGCCUUUCAACGCACGUGCUCACGUGGGCCAGCACCGUAGACAUCGAAUCCAUCGCGCCGCCACAGCCGCAAGGACGGAAGAAAUGACGAGGAGCCGUGUUCGUGAGUGAUGGCCGCACCUUGGGUGUGCCGUUUGGCGUAUCCACCCUCGAUCCAGUCACCAGCACAAUCACCACGACGGCCUUAC
This is a messenger RNA of Salpingoeca rosetta, 1003 nucleotides long. RefSeq lists its product as uncharacterized. The record is from RefSeq and is a predicted model, not a curated record. Bases 461 to 766 code for a protein of 101 amino acids. Lineage: Eukaryota; Choanoflagellata; Craspedida; Salpingoecidae. The transcript has a single exon.